Messenger RNA from Tilletiaria anomala UBC 951, 1875 nucleotides. RefSeq lists its product as uncharacterized. The transcript has 5 exons. NCBI's taxonomy places the organism in Eukaryota, Fungi, Basidiomycota, Exobasidiomycetes, Georgefischeriales, Tilletiariaceae. Bases 1 to 1875 code for a protein of 624 amino acids. The record is from RefSeq and is a predicted model, not a curated record.
AUGGUAUUGCACUCGCUCUCGAGUACUCAGCUCGCUGGAGGCAGCACGCAUUUCAUCGAUGCGCUCAAGUCUGGGCAAGUGGGAUACAUUUCGAUCACUGUCAGCGUAUACCUUACGGCUACAGUCCUCUUCUCUGUCAAUACCGUUUACGCAACCUACUUUCUUCCAUUUAUACCCGCGGUCAUUUGCAUUGCGGUUCAACUGCUCAUGUUAAGUGAUCACGCAAGUUCCCAAAAUCAACACGUUCCUCUGAGUAUCCGCCCACUUUCUGCCUCGAUGAAGAGACGGCAGGCACCUGGGUCGUUUGAUCUCAACGAAAGCGCACGAGAUCGGCCUUUCUCAACGAAUGGGUUCGAAAUGGUGAACACCGCUCCUUUCCUCCCACACAGCUACAAUACCCGUCUUGCGGAUCCUGAGGAUCCUGGCCUGCAGCGCCGCCUUACCAUAGACUCAAUCAAAAGCGCCGCAUGGCGCUCGCGCCCUUGGACACGCGAUAGGAGGCAAUCGCGUCGCGCCUCUUCCCCCUUGCGGCCAGUGUCUUUUCUGGAGACACAGAUAUCCCCUGACAUGUUGCGCCCUCCGCCAAUGCUUCAUGAAAGCUACAACGGCUCGCCAGCGUCUGAGCCGUCAAUGGCGCCUGCAUUGCGGAUCAUGAAUGGUACCCCAACUCCACGGGGCUCAUUGCAAAUGGAGCAGCUGGAAUGCGAUGCCAACGAGAAGCGUCGUCAACAACAGGAGCGGCGCGCUUCAUCAGCCACGCUCUUAAACCACAACAGUAUUUGGGACUCGAAUGCACGGCCAGCCUCCUUCCAUGCGACGAGCGGCACACGGUCCGAGAAUCGCGCAUCUGUUGUCCAGGGCGAUCUCAUUCCUGAACAUCCCAGCUACCGAUUUCGCUCGCUUUCCUCGGGAUCUCUUUCAGUUGAACCAGCCGGUAUGACAAGCACCGGCACCAGGCCCACGGUUCUUCACAAAUACCCGCUGCCAACGCUUACUAGUGCGAGUCGCAACUCGAUGCGCCAGAGCGAUGAAGAUUGGGAAACUGCUGGUGAAGCUUCUGAUACACCAGAUGGAACGAUGGACGAUGGGCCGCUUGCAUUUCCCACUGGUUCAAACGGAAGUGGUGCCGCACAUGGACACAACCGAGGAUCAUCCGAUGAUGCGAUCGCCGCUAUUCAAGAAUGGAAGCAAGAGAAUACUUUAGAGCUGGAGACAGCCGAGAAUUCAAGCCUCGGUCUAUCCCUCAAUCAGAAAGCAUCCGCAUCAUCUUCAACUUGCAAGGAUGAUGGCAUUGCGUCUAAUGGCCAACCCUUGCAAAGCCGACGCGCCAGCAUUAGCUGCGCAGCCAAAUGCCAAGAGCCUCCCCCUCCCCACUCGUCCUCGACUGCGUAUCCUCAAUCGGACGGCGUUGUUGCUCUUCCUUCAGCUCAGCAUGGAAGCCUACCAGAGUCCACCUUCCUAUCGUGCCCACGCCAGUCUCAGCAGCAGCACAGCGUCCUUGCGCCAGUGCCAACGUGGCGGAACCAGUUCCUGGAAGCGCACCGCUCUCCCGAUCAAGAACAAGUCUACCGCUAUCCUCGCUUCGAAAAUCGUGUGCAAGCUGCAUCUGCGCCUACUACUGCCAUGCCUCGUCCGAUGUACUACCAUCAUCCGAUGCCGCUGCUGCAUGCUCAUCAUGCAGAAUACGGUGCUGCAACAGGUGCGACGGCUCCAAUCCUUGCUCCGACGCCAAACUCCUUGGAUGGCGCGGAUGAGCGUCGGCAUCAGCACAGUGCAUUGGAUGUGCAGGGGCCUGGACAUGUGCGCCAUGAGUCGGCUCGUGGACCUCUCAACGAUAUCCGGUGCUGGCAGGAGACAAUCUUGACUGUCGAUUGA